GAAAAUUUACUUUACUGCUUUGAAUGAACAAAAUCACAUGGUGCUUUCUUGGGCUGUCUUGUUUCGACGUGAUCAGAGUAAUACAACUUUUUUUCUUUUGCAGGUACUUGUCGGUCAUCGGAUUUGUCAUCAAUAUUGACACGUUGAUGCUGAUGAUUCCUGAACUGCUUCAAGUUCAGCGGUAUGUGCUCACCUACAGGUUCAGCCAGGAUCACUUGGAGCUCCUAUUUAAUUCAAUCAGAGCGUCAGGCGGCUGGAAUAACAAUCCAUCGGCACGCCAGUUCCAGGCCAUCUUCCGCCGUCUGAUGGUUCGGUGUGGUGUCUCACCUGGUGAGACGGGCAAUGUGGCAGCCCAAGAUAACACUGUGUCCCUGUCUGCUGUGGAGAUGUCCUCUCCUGAAACUGCUGAAGAACACCCAUCUCCUUUUGCCAACAUUUCGGCCCUUGUGUGUGACCACAGUUAUCUCCCCACUCGGUUUGGUGGUCUGGUGGAAAAUGCUCUGGUCUACAUAGCAGGGUUUGUAGUCCGGCAGAUUCUACGAAAGCUGUCCUGUGAUGUGUGCCGUGCCAGCUUGGUCAGAGAUGCUGUACCAUCUUCAUUUGACAAGAGCUACCACCUUCUAACCCUGAAAAACAACGGCGGCCUUGUGAUUCCAUCACAAGGCACAGUGAAGGUGCUGAGAGCUGCAGAGAGGGUGAUCCGCCAAGCUUCAACAAUACAAGUUCCUAAGGUGUCGACAGUCACACACAUCGCAACGGAAGACAUUUUUCUGCUUGGGGAACACAUUGAGGAGACACAGUUUGGCAUUGACAACCACCAUUCAGACCUGUUGUCAUUGGUUGUGGCCGUGUUUCUAAAAAUAAGGCUGCACCACAUUGCCAAACUCACCUCUGUGGAACUGCAGAAAGGGAACACAAGAAAGAAGCUCUGCAAAACAGUCUUCUUUCAGGGGUUUUAGUGUGUGUGUGUGUGUGUGUGUGUGUGUGUGUGUGUGUGUGUGUGUGUGUGUGUGCACGUGUGUGUGUGUGCGUGCGCCGGGAUUUGAUUGAGGUUUUGAAACUUGUCUAACUAACUUAUGUUGUCAAUUAAUUGUAGCGUUGACCGGCAUGAAAUCUGCCAGUCGCCGGUCAUGGCCAAGCACGGGAAAACCGGCCAAUUCCGGUCAUCGGCCGGUCUAUCGGUGCAUCUCUAAUCUGUACCUUUAACCUUACUCAUCACACUAGUAUCUUUAUGUCAUAAAUGUCAUUAGUCCGACAAGAUUAACACUGGCAGUGAAAGCACUAGCAAUGGCUUAAAACUGCCUGGAAACAGUGGAAGACACGGAGUCUGUCACAUUAUAUGUGAAUACUGCUGUAAGUGUUGGGUCUGUAAAUACCUCUGUUUGUUUGUGUUUCAUGAACUCUAGCCUCAUGGUGUGUGUGUGUCUCCAGGUAUCAAAAUUUUGCUCUCCUUUGCCUCACACUGGGUUUGCGAGAUUGUGUAUAGUGAAGUUUAUCUGUACGUUAUUUCUGUGUUUGUGAUUGUCUUUUAUCUUAUCUCUUUCGCUCGGGUUCUGUAAAGCACUUUGUAACUGUAUUUUGAAAAUUGCUACAUAAAUUAAGUUUGCAGACUUUUCAAGGGAGUUAGUAAAUGUAAAUGUCCACUUUUCAUUUCAUCCUGCUAUUUUAAACACAGUACUGGUACGCGUGCAUGCGUGUGUUAGGGGUGCAUGAUAUAUCGACUUAAUAUCGUUACUGCAAUAUAUCAAAAGUUGCAAUAAGUAUGCAAUAUUUAGUUUAUUUUGUGGAGCGAUGUGUCUCGUCCGUUGGCUGUGUGGCUUAGUUGUGUUACAUUUAGAGCCCACUUCAAAGGCUAUAAUGAUCAUCAUUUCAUUGGCCAGUUACCGGGCCACUU
This is a messenger RNA of Perca flavescens (yellow perch), 1894 nucleotides long. RefSeq lists its product as uncharacterized. The transcript is spliced from 3 exons. Bases 24 to 959 code for a protein of 311 amino acids. NCBI's taxonomy places the organism in Eukaryota, Metazoa, Chordata, Actinopteri, Perciformes, Percidae. The record is from RefSeq and is a predicted model, not a curated record.